Messenger RNA from Bufo gargarizans (Asiatic toad), 1455 nucleotides. RefSeq names its product leucine rich repeat containing 28 (gene LRRC28). NCBI's taxonomy places the organism in Eukaryota, Metazoa, Chordata, Amphibia, Anura, Bufonidae. The transcript is spliced from 10 exons. Gene Ontology annotation, molecular function: protein binding. The record is from RefSeq and is a predicted model, not a curated record. Bases 143 to 1282 code for a protein of 379 amino acids.
AUCGUAAACCCGCCCAGUCUGUGCUCUAACCAAUUAAAAUACAGCCCUGCCCCCAAAGCCAAUCAAGAUAAAGGUUUCAUGGCUGGUGCUUGUGUAUCUGUCAGGACUUCAGAGCAAUAAAAAGAUGAUUUGAGAUGUUGACAUGCACUUUGUCCAGUUGUAUGGACCCCAGCCAAACAUGGCAUCUGAACUCUGCCAGACCAUCUCUGUGGCCAAGCUGGAAAGGCACAAGAAUCUCUUCUUGAAUUACCGCAAUCUAAACCACUUUCCUCUAGAACUGCUAAAAGGUGAAGGACUUAAGUAUCUUGAGAGACUUUACAUGAAGCGCAACUCUCUGACCUCACUGCCGGAAAAUCUUGCCCAGAAGCUACCAAAUCUUGUUGAGUUGUGUCUCCACUCCAAUAACAUUGUGUUUGUCCCAGAAGCUAUUGGUUCCCUGGUGAAACUGCAGUCCUUGGACCUCAGUGAUAAUGCACUUGAAAUCCUUUGCCCUGACAUUGGACGACUUAAAUCUCUGCGUCAUUUACGGCUAACGAACAACCGCCUGCAAUACCUUCCUCCAGAAAUUGGAAACCUGAAAGAACUGCAGACUUUAGACCUUUCCAUCAAUCACUUGGCCAGUCUACCAGAAAAGCUGCACCUUUGCCAGUCAUUGCGUUACCUGAUGGUGGAUCGGAACUUCCUGUGCAGUAUUCCACGCCACCUCUGCCAAUUAGCUAGUCUGAACGAUCUCUCCAUGGCUGGGAAUUGCCUGGUAUCUCUGCCUUUGGACUUGGGAAGAUCUCGGGAGCUUCAGUAUGUUUUUGUGGACAACAACAUUCAGCUGAAGGGUCUUCCCUCCUAUCUCUACAACAAGGUGAUUGGCUGCAGUGGCUGCGGCUCGUCUUCUCCCAUAGCUGAAACAAAGCUGCUUUCUUUCACCUCUGGGCCCCUGAGUGUCCUCCUUCCGGCCGAGGUGAAGUCCAUUGGUCUGUCCACUGACUCAGUGUUGUCUCUGCAAGAACUGUCGCUGCGCUCUCUCCAUUCUGCGCUCUGCUCGUUUUUACCAGAUGUAAGCUGCCUUUCCCACAUCUCAUUGCCCAGAAGAAUCUUGGAGCUACUGCAGUGUCCUCUUGGGCACUGCCAUCGCUGCAGCCAGUCCAUGUUUACGAUCGUAUACCCAAAGCUCUUUCCUCUGAGGGAAACCCCUAUGGCUGAAAUACAUCGAGGGAAAACAGCUGUCACUUUUGUGGCAUACUGCUGCUCCAUCCACUGUCUCCAGACAUUCGAUCUACUGAGUUGAUAUUUAUUUUUGCCGGCAAUAUUGGACUGUCCAACGUUGCCCUUUCAUCUUCAACUACGAAACGACAACCAGCAGUGAUAUGUCUUACAUGUGCAAAUCAGUUUGAGCACAGGGGACUGCCGAUGUUCAUGUGCUUUCCUGCAGAUUCUUCAAUAAAGGCUCUCUUCUCCUUG